AUGGAGAACCACACAGCCGAAUCCUGCACCUGGGCCGACUCAACCAGUCCGGCCAGUAACCGCACAACCACGAGCUGGACCAGCGCCCACACCUGUGCCAGCGCCAGCUCGACUCCAGCAACCGGCCAUGCAAUCACCGCGUACCCUCCGGGACAACCUGCUAGACCCCAGCUUCGACUACGGUUUUCGACCAUUCCCGAGACCGCUACAUACGAGCUCUUUCGAGCAAUGUGCCCACAUGAGGCCGCCACUGGACUGAAGCUGAUAGCUCCGGACAAAUACGCGCAACUUCUUGCGGAGCAGCAGCAGCAGGACAGGAACAACAACCUGGAGCCUAACGUCAAACACGAAGACGAGGGAUAA
Saxophila tyrrhenica is the source of this 363-nucleotide messenger RNA. RefSeq lists its product as uncharacterized. The transcript has a single exon. The record is from RefSeq and is a predicted model, not a curated record. NCBI's taxonomy places the organism in Eukaryota, Fungi, Ascomycota, Dothideomycetes, Mycosphaerellales, Extremaceae. The coding region runs from base 1 to 363 and encodes 120 amino acids.